AUGCUUCCUUUCGAUGACGCGGAAAAGGCGUGUAGUUUAAAGGAUGGACAUCUCGCCUAUGUUCCCGAUCGAGAAACCAAUGAUUUUCUCGUGAAUGCUUUUGGCAGUGAAAUCGGUGGACGAGUGUGGAUCGGCUUGAAAUUCAACGCGAAUUACGAGAAAUGGCAAUGGACCAAUGGAAAACCGGCCGGCUAUCAUCAUGCCGAUAAUAUUCCCUUUCACUCUUAUCAAGUCGCCAUUACGAUUGUAAAUUCGGGUCAAUGGGUCGAGGAAAGUCUUGGCAAUUCACACGCGAGAAUCUGUGAAUUCCCCCACGCAAGAGAUGAGGUGGCAAACGAUACGAUGCACAGUUUGAUGUUCAUCUCGGAUAUCCUCAACACAAUGGAGAGCAAUCUUACCGAUGCAAGAGAGGAUAUCGAUCUUUUAUUGGAUCAACUCCUCGAAGCGAAUACCGUACUCGCGGGAAAUCAUCGAGAUCUCAUUCAAGCUGACAAUUUCACAAAACAAACAUUUCGUGACUCUUUACAACAAUUUGUUAUCGAAUUUCAACGAGAAGAGAGCUCAACCCGGACACAAUUCCUUUUCACCAGUUUCCUCAUUUUGACAUCUUUAACAGGUUUUCUGGCAUUUGUAGCGUAUCGGAAAAAUUGGAUUCAAAUGGGCAAAGUGUCUUCAAUUUUUAAAUUGCCGAAAUUUCGUUCGAAUUCGAAUAACGACAACAAUCCGAUCGUAAAUCAAAGUUAUGUGGAGAAUGUG
This is a messenger RNA of Mesorhabditis belari, 756 nucleotides long. The record is from the annotation of a GenBank genome assembly. NCBI's taxonomy places the organism in Eukaryota, Metazoa, Nematoda, Chromadorea, Rhabditida, Rhabditidae.